AUGAAUAUUUUUAAAAAACCAAUAAUACAGAUUAAUAAUAUAGGGAAUAGUAAUGGUAAAUCACUAAAUAAUCAAUCACAACAACAACAACAACAACCGAUUCUAUUAACGAUAACGCCACAAGAAAUUCGAAAUAAAUUUGAUGAAUUAAAUGAAGUUGAAUCAAAUAGAAUAAUUGAAGGUUUAAAUAGUCCAACAACUUCCAUUUGGUCAUUAACUGCUGCUAUAUCAAAACAAAACAAGAAUAGAAAUAGAUAUACUAAUGUAACGCCAUGGAAUGAAACAAGAGUCAAAUUACCAAUUAAACAAGAUUCUUAUUCUGAUUAUAUUAAUGCAUCAUAUAUUAAUUUAUCUACUUCAAAAAAUUCCAUGAAAAAUUCAUAUAUUGCAUGUCAAGGACCAUUAGACAAUACUCGUAAUCAAUUUUGGUCAAUGUGUUUUAAUGAACUGGAAAAACAACAAAAUGAUAUCGGAAUAAUAGUAAUGGUUACUCCCUUAAUUGAACAAGGUUUAGUGAAGUGUGACAAAUACUGGCCUGAAUUAGGUGAGAAAUGGUCAUUUGGUUCUAAGAAUUUAGAAGAUGGUUUAAUUUAUGAUGAUUUAACUGUUGAAAAUAUAAAUGAAUCAUAUGAUGAGAAUAAUGAUUAUUUAUUAACUGAACUAAUAUUAAAAAGUGGAUUAAAACAGAAGAAAAUAUAUCAUUUCUACUAUUAUAAAUGGGCAGAUGCAAGAACUCCACCAUCUUCAAUACCACUACAAAAUUUAUCUAAUCACAUAAAUGAAAUAAAACAAUUAGAUGAACAAAACCCACCAGUACCCAUAGUUCAUUGUUCAGCAGGAGUAGGUAGAUCAGGUACUUUUAUGGUUUAUGAUCAUUUAUUUAAAAAUAAGGCAAAAUAUAAAGAAAUUUUGAAAUCAAAUCCAACAAAAGACCUAAUUUAUAAGACUGUUUUCCAAUUAAGAACUCAAAGAAUGAUGAUGGUUCAAACUGUUUAUCAAUAUAAUUUCUUAUAUGACGUUGCUAGAGAUAUUUAUAAUAAUGAGUAG
Molecule: messenger RNA, 1047 nt
Organism: Lodderomyces jiufengensis
Lineage: Eukaryota; Fungi; Ascomycota; Pichiomycetes; Serinales; Debaryomycetaceae
Gene: PTP1
Product: tyrosine protein phosphatase
Exons: 1
Coding region: 1-1047 (348 amino acids)
Biological process (GO): protein dephosphorylation
Molecular function (GO): protein tyrosine phosphatase activity
Source: RefSeq, a predicted model, not a curated record